AAAGUGUCCCCAUAAUGUUGGAGCCUCUGUAAUUUUUUUCCAAUUUUCGACGUGGUUGGGUCGUUGGAGCGCUUGCAAGCCGAUGAAAGCUCUCCUCGUCGCGUAGGUGUGUGCUUAUAUACAUAGGUGCCUCGUGUCGUGUCCCUAACAUUCGCUACGCCGGUUGCAUUAACGUUUUUUGGUGCGUUGCGCCGCGUACUUGUGCUGACCGCCUGAUUGUUUUGACUGUGUGUUUAUCCUCCCACACACGCGGACGGACACAUACACACACACACACAUGCGUAAUGUGAAAUCAUAAUAAAGUGUAACAUACCGUUAUAGUUAUUACAUGUGUGCGUGGGCAAUAAUUAAUAUUUGUGUGGAAUCGAAAAGCCGGAUUGUGUUUUGGUGCCUGGAAAAGCCUUUGCAAUGGCAGGAUCUUUGUAAAAUGGAAACAUUUGCAGGCGGCCUUUGGAUGAAUGAACAGAAGCAACACAGAAUCGGCGGCAGCUAGAACGAAACACCCACAGACAGACAGACAGAGAGAGAGAGAGAGCGAGCGAGAGAGAGAACAAACGUAGUAAGCAAAAAGCCAGCCAGCCAGCCAGCCACCAACACAACAAAGAGAACAGAAGUAAUUUGCAACGGCUCUUAGUGGAGCAGCCUCGACAGAAGAAGACCCAGCCCCAGUUGUAGCCCCCCCGGUGCAGUUGCAGUUCCUGCCACAGACGCAGACACCAAACCACACACACCCACACACACACAGCCCCACAGUCAUGGUGAUAAGCAAACCCGAAUCGGUGGGCGCGCAAUCCAAUGGAGCGGCAACUGGAGCUACUACGGCUGCGGCUGCCCCAGACCUGGAUGCACACGGCAAUAGUCUGGCACAUCCGUCGGGAAUACCACAGGAUCAAAUAGACAAUAUAUUGAGCGGCAUUGCCAAUACGGGCGAUGUACGGAUGAACAAUCACCGCAAAAAGCUGCGACAAAGAUUUGAUAUUAUUAAGAAACUAGGCCAGGGCACAUACGGCAAGGUGCAGUUAGGUAUUAAUAAGGAAACCGGCCAGGAGGUGGCCAUCAAAACCAUCAAGAAAUGCAAAAUCGAGGCCGAGGCCGAUCUGGUGCGCAUCAGGCGUGAGGUGCAGAUCAUGAGUUCCGUGCAGCAUCCCAACAUUAUACACAUCUAUGAAGUAUUUGAGAAUCGAGAGAAAAUGGUGCUGGUCAUGGAGUUUGCCGCUGGCGGCGAACUCUACGACUAUCUGUCCGAGCGAAAGGUGCUGAACGAGGAGGAGGCGCGACGCAUCUUCCGGCAGGUGGCCACCGCCGUCUACUACUGUCACAAGCACAAGAUCUGCCAUCGGGAUCUGAAGCUGGAGAACAUACUGCUGGACGAGAAGGGGAAUGCCAAGAUUGCUGACUUUGGUCUGUCGAAUGUGUUCGAUGCUGGCCGCUUGCUGGGCACCUUCUGCGGCUCCCCGUUGUAUGCAUCGCCCGAAAUUGUCGAGGGCACACCCUACCAGGGACCGGAGGUGGACUGCUGGUCGCUGGGGGUGCUGCUCUACACUCUAGUCUACGGCUCCAUGCCCUUCGAUGGCUCCAACUUCAAAAGACUCGUCAAGCAGAUCAGCCAGGGCGACUACUAUGAGCCGCGGAAGCCGUCGCGCGCCUCCACCCUCAUCCGGGACAUGCUGACGGUGUGCCCCAGGAAGCGGGCCAGCAUCGAGCAGAUCUGUGCGCAUUGGUGGGUCAACGAGAACGACAAUGUCUCCUGCCUGGACCUGGCCGAGGAUCUGGCCAACCAAACGCCCGUGCGUCUGGAUGUGCUCCUCUCCCUUACCCCGGCGGCCAUAACGGCCGACCAACUGGUGGUGCCAUCCGCCGAGGGGGCGGCCGCAGCGGCCAAGGCGGCGGCAAACGAGCGUGUGCCCCGCUCCCAUUCGGUGGGCUCCAUACGUGACAUGAUCCCACCCAACACGGAGGCAGAGCGCCGCAUCCUGGACAUGGUUGCUGCCGGCGGAGAGGCUGCCCUGAUGCCAUCGCCCACACGCACCAUCACGCCCGCCCAGAGUCCCGUGCAAACCAAACGGAAGCUGCAGCCCACCGUCUCCACAGAGAAUGCGGCAGGAACCACGGCCAAGAAGAAGGAGAAGCCGGCCAAUAAUUCGUUUGUGAUCAGCGGAGCAGCAGCACCACCACCACCACCGACUGAGCCAACGCGACCCGCACCUGCACCACCGACCCUCAUGGAAGCGGAGACUGAGGAGAAGCCGAGAAUGGAGCCAAGCUUCUCGCAGAAGGACAUGCAAAUGGUGGGCGACCUGUGCGAGCAGCUGAUGGGUGGAGACGCCUCUGGCACACCCACACCGACGCCCACGCCGGUACCUGCCACCGCUGCACCAGUGGCUGUGCCCCGGCAGCCAACGCGCGGCAAACUGGAUGCCGUGGCCGAGACGCCCGAGGAGAAAGAUGCCACCAAGGUGAUCAAAAAGUUUGUGAACAAGCACAAGACCGCCGACCUGGUCAAUGCCAUUAACGAGAGUGCCACGGCAAGUGGCAAGGUUGCACCACCAGCAGCAGCAGCAGGAGCAGCGGUAGCUCCCGCUCCUGCACCCCCAUUCGUGCGCAAAUGCAGCCUGCAGGAUGAGUCCACGCUGAACAAGUUCAAUGCCGAGCGGCGCAAGUCGCGCAUCCUGGAGACGGCGGAGAAGUUCCAGCCACCGCCACCGGUCACGACGGGACCAGUAAGCCAGGCGGCGGCGCCCGAGAAGCCCAAGAAGCUCAGCAUACCCGGCGUCAGUGUGGGCAGCUUCAAGAAGGAGUUCGAGCGGAAGGCGACCAAUCCGCCAGCCACCGCAGGACCCACGCCCGGCGAACUGCGCGCCCAAGAGCAGGUGGCCGCUGCGGCGGCUGCUGCCCAGGAGGCCGAGUCGCAGUCCCUGGCCACACCGCCGGCCUCGCCAGUGGUGGCCCAGUCCCUAGAGGCCAGCGACUCGAAGAACUCGGUGUCCUCAAUCUCGCUGGACGAGGCCCGCCGUUCGAUGGAGAACUCCAUAGCCCUGCUGCUGCAGGCCCAGAACGAGUCCAACAAGGAGGUCGACCAGCUGUGCGCCCAGACGGAGACAAUCGGCGUCAGCGAGUCCACGCCCACCAGGGAGGAGCGCGAGCGUAAGUUGAAGAAUGCGCGCGCCAUCAUCGGAAACGCCAUACAGCCGGUGAUACGCAGGCCGGCACCGUUCUGUGGCAUCGGCAAUGGCAAUGGCUUGGGCGGUGGCAGUGGUAAUCGCGGUCCGAACAGUGCACCGAUACGUGCGGAAAGUGGCAACAACUUUAUGGGCUAUCUGUCGCCCUCGCCACCGAUAUGUGGCCCACAGACAGCGCCGCCAGUGCUGAUCUCACCGAAUGCUUUGGCGGCGGCCAAGCAGACCAUACAGCAGCGCCUCUUCGGGGGUGGCCUGCCCGGCAAAUCGUCGCCCACAUCAAAGCGGCCAGCCACCUGGCAGCCACAGGCAGCCUACAGCUCGGCGAGCAUCUUCCAGCCAGCGUCUAGCAGUCCGUUCAAGAUGCUCCAGCAGAAGUACCAGCAGGAACAGCAGCGAGGAUCGACUGGGGCUGGCAGUGCCAUGUUUACGCCGCCGCCAUCGCCGCAAUAUGCCCAGCCAGCCAACAGCACCAGCAGCAGCAGCACCGUCAACAGAAGCGGCCACAGCAGUAACAGCAGCAACAGCCACAGCAGCAACAACAACAACUGCAACACGAUGCAGCCUAAUGUCAAUUACAAUGUCAAUUCGCGCACGAGACCAUUUCAUAAUCAAGCUCAAGACACACUCAAUACCAAUGCCAGUAGUACAUCUGCCAUGCCAGCGGCCAUGUGGCUGAAAUCUUCACCCGGAGCCGAUGGACAGCCGGGCACACCGGGAGCCGUCAAGACCUCCACAGCCUCAAUUACCCUCAAGUCGGCCACGCUGCCGCGCCGCAAGAUCAAUGCCAAGUCGGAGGUGCAGCUGGAGAUCAAGCCACGCAUCCCAGAGCAGGCACCCCAGCCGGCCAUGCGUUUCAGCACCGAGAUGCAGCAUCCGGUGGCCGAUCUGCGCAGUGCACCGCCGCGUGAAGGUCCCAUGCCGUACAGCCCCAUCAAGACGACGCUGCCGGGGCGUGCAACCAGCCUGGAGCCCAAGGAGCAUGUCAUCACCAUCCAACGACCGCCCACGCAGCAUGCCUACGGACGCACCAGCUCCAACACAACCACGCGUUCCGGCUCACUGUCACGUCAGUCCACGGUUGAGUCCGAGUCGGAUGCGACCACCACGGCCACGGCCACAAAUAUGUCACAGGCAACCGUAACCGGACAGGGCACCUCCCAGCCCAUCAAGAAGAGUCCACGUGAAUUUAUCAUACCGAUUGCCGUCGAGGGCGGUGGCUUCAUCACGCCCCGGGAGCGCAGCAUCGAGCCAUCCGAAUCGAGUCACACCACCGCCUCCAGUCGGUCCACGUUUAGCCGACUGCGUCCGUCGCGUCGCAUUGGCUCCCUGCUGAGCGAGGCCGGCUUCGAUGAGGGUUCGCCAUUCCAGAAGAUGCGCACCACCUCGAUAACACGUGACGGCGGCGCUGGAGCCGGAGCCGAUGAGGAGGCACGCUUCACCCCACACCGACUCAGAAGCUCAAGACCUGUCAAGAAAAUUAGUCAGGACAACGACUCGCAAAGCUCUAACGAAGAGGAUGAUGACGACGAUGAUGGCUUUGAGAUACUCACGGCGGAGAAUCUGUUCUCGACACUGCUGCAGCGGGUGCGAAACUUAACGAAUCGCCUCAACGUCAACAGCGACCUGACAGUCGGUUUCCCCAGCCAUUCGAGUCGCCUGCUCACGGACAUCUCGCGGCAGGCACAGAGCCACAGUCCAUUCUGGAGUCAGGGCGUCUCACCCUUUGCCAGCGUGCAUAGAUCUCAAGUUAGUUAUACGAGUAGCUAUAGCGAAACGGUCGAGAAGAAGCAAGUCCGCCUGAACAGUGGCAGCAACAGCGUUGGCCUGGGCGCACCCUGGCGCCACAGCAUGUCCCGGGACCUGGGCAGCGACAUGGAAUCGAUGUUCUCGCGCACUGGCGCCACGUUGCCAAGAGGUCACCACCAGGGCAAGGGCAGCGCCAGCAAGCCCAGCUCGGCGCCAGCACACGUGGAGAAGGUAGCGGUAGCCCCAACAACAACAGGAAGUGCAGCAACAGCAGCAGCAGCAGGCGGCACCUCUGAGGAACCUUUGGACCUGGCCGACCUGGAUCUCUCGCGCCUGCGGCUCAGCAAGAAGGAUCUCGAAACCCUGUCCAGCAUUACGCCUGGGCUGCCCAAGUGCUUUCAGGAGCAGCUGCUAGCCAAGCUGCCGCCCACCCAAGCCCGCAAACUGUCCCGCACACUGAGCGUGCAGACCAGUGCCCCCAGCAGCGCCGUCACCCCGAAGCUCUACAAGCGCAGCCAGAGCGGUGGCCGCGGCUACUUGCCAGAUCAGCCGGAGGAGGAGGACUUCAAGCCCAAGCCCCUCACCGAUGCACCAAAGACAACGGCGGCCAGUACGGCCAUCUAUCGACGCAGCCUGAGCCGCAGCCAGGCUCUGACCCAGACACAGACCAGCCAGGAGGGAACAACUGGCGCUGGAGCUGGAGCACAGCCAGCGACGUUGUCGACUACGACCAGCAAGAGUCGCAGCAGCAGCGUGUGUCGGGAUGACUACGGCAAGUCCUCGCUCUGCAGCAGCAGCUACACCAGCGACAUCAGCGACAAGUACAAGUACUACUCGCCCUACUUGAGCAAGUCCAGCAAUGGAGCGACCUCGACAACGGCGACGACGAAGGAGGUGCCGGAAAAGCGUUAUAGCGCUGGCCUGGGGCGUCCGCCCAGUGGCUGCCUGUCACCACCGCCGAACGGUGCACUGCCGCCGAGUGUGGCAGCAGCGGCCGAGGGCAGCAGUUCGCUGCGCGGACGCUCCUCGCAGCGUCGAAUCUCACGCUUUCUGCGGCCCGACUUCUUCGACGAUCCGCGCGACCGCGAGACCCAGAACAUGCUGCGGGAGAUACGCGAGAAGUCCAGCGAACGCACGGAGCAGGCGGAUCAGCGGCGACGCAAGCACAGUCUGCCCAACGUGGAGCAGGCUGAUCAGCUGCCCGCACUGGAGCCGGGGCCAGUCAGGUCAUCGAUGCGUCACACGCGCAACAAGAGCGUGGAACUGCUCCCAGAUGCCCAACAGGCAGGGCAGACGGCACAGGAUGCCUCCGGCAAGCGCUCGGGACUCCGUCAACGCAGUGUGUCCAGGCCACGCGAACUGGAAACCGAUCUGGACAAGCAUGAGCUGGCAGACAAGAUACUUCAGGAGCUGCAGCUGCUCUCCGCCGUGCGCACCCAGCACGAGCAGGGACAGAUGCCCGAUGGGCAGACGGACAAGACAGAGGAGACCUCCACCAUCCGUAAGGUGAAGAAGGUGAAGCCCAAGGAAACCGCCAACUCCAAUGAUGCGGAAGCCACCAAACUCUCGACGACAACAACAACGACUACGACGACGCUGGUGCGCAAGGUGAAGAAGGUGUCCAGGAAGACAGACGAGCUUAAGACGCCCGGCACGGAGACAGCAGCCACAGAGAUACCCGUGCCUGGCUGCACGCCCAAGGAGACCAGGCUGAAGCGUCCCAAGUCCUACCCCAUGAAGGACCUUGGUCUGAGCCUCAAGUCGCCAACGGAGCUGCCCGAACCCUCCGCCUCUGCCUCGGCCCUGCCCAGCAAACUGCCCAGCAAGCUGCCGUCUGCGGUGGGCAACAACGAAUCACAGGCUGGAGAGAGUGCGCCCCGCGAGAGUCGCCUGAUGCGUCCCAAGAGCUAUCCGGCCACCAAGCUGGCCACGCCCAAGGAACUGCGAAAGGUGACGCGCAGUGGCGUGGCCAUUCCCAGCAUUGCGGAGGCGACGCCAGAUACCGCGGCAGCUGCCUCUGCCACUGGCACGCCCGUCAGCUCCAAGUCCACGUCGGAAGAGAAAUCCCUUUCGGCCACGCCCACCGGCACCAUGAGUAACGUGAUCGACACGGCCUCCUCCUCAAGCGACUCGCGACCCACGACCAUCAAGAAGAUCGUCAAAGUGUCCAAGAAAUCCAAGCUGGUGCCACCAACGCCAGUGACGCCAGCCACGUCGCCCUCAGCCGCAACAACCACGAACACCACGGCCACAACCACACCCGCAGACAGCUCCAAGGAGUCGAGUCCGGUGAUCAAGUCGAAGGAGAAGUCGCCGGAGAAGAAGCCCAGCAAGGGCCUACUCUACGCCCUGGGCCAGAAGUUCGAAAAGCUGCGAGACUCGGCCAUGAGCAAGGACAAGAAGACGGCCACAGCCGGUGGGGCCACAGCAACAGCCACAGCCUUGGCCUGCACCCAGAAGCAGGGCUCGCCCGAGGAGCGCAGCUCACCCGAGAAGGUGACGCUGAUGCGCAAGAAGAAAUCUCUGGAGCCAGAGAAAUCCAUCGAGCUGCCGGCCGAGGACAAGCGAGUGGACAAACGGUCGCGCUUCGACAGCAUGCUGCGCUCGCUCCGGGAGCGUUCUGUGCCGCGCCGCUCCCAGUCCAGCUCCAGGGCGAGUCCCAAGCGAGCGGCUAGCGUGGAAGAGCUGCACGCAGGGGACACGGAAGCGGGCAGUGGCAAGCAGAGUGGCGCUGUCAACAAGAUGUUCGGCGGACUGCUCCGCCGCUUCGAUCGGGAGAGCAGCGAACAGCGGCGUGUGCGGAACACUCGAUCCACCAGCAACAUUGAGCGACAGGUGCGCGAGGAGCAGGAUGCCCUGCUGCCGACAUCGCCCAUCUACCAGAAUGUGGUGAAGGCCAAGCCAACCGCUCCGCCGGCCAGCGAGGAGAACUGCAACUGCGAGACGGCCUGUCCGGACUGCAGACAGAACCAGGGACAGGCCAUGAAGCCCAACAGCAGCAGCAACAGCAGCAGCCACGCCACACCGAGCAUCAAGGAGAAGCGCAAAGGUCUGAUGUUGGAUCUGGCCGGUGCCCAGGGGGCCAGUGGGGCCAGUGGGGCGAGUGCCGUGACUACAGCCACAACCACCACAAGUGGCAGCAGCUAUCGGGGAAGCAAGACCAAUCCGGCGCUGAUCAAUGGCAACGGGGGGAUGGGACUGUACUCGAAUCUGCCACCGUAUCCGGGUGCCGUGAAGAGCGCCUCCUCGAACAACAGCUCCAGCCAGCAGUCCGUGGAGAAUGUCACCAACAACAACUCCACGAACACCAACAACAACUGCAGCUCGCAGACGUCGGGCUACCGCACCUCGUCGGCGCACGAGAUCAACCGGAACAAUCCGCUGCUGACGCCCUCCUUCGAGAACAUUGCCAACUACUCAUCGGACUCGCGCAGCUACCAGGAUGACUGCGCCUCCACCUCCACGUUCCUGUCGCCCACCGAGGAGCCGGAGCUGUACUUUGACAACUGGUCGAUCUGCUCCGAGGACAACUACAUGCUGCACGCGACGCCCUCGCCCACAGUGUCGCGCCUGUCGCGUGCCUCGCUCUCCUCGCCCACGCGCUGCUCGGAGAGCUCCGAUCCCAACGAGAGCGUCAUCGAUCGCAUCAAGCGGCGCAGCUUCUACAGCCGCUUCAACGAGCAGAAGAAGCCGCGUCGCACCAGCAGCAUUGUGGGUCCCUCGGCGGUGCGUGACUACUACAGGGAGCAGCAGGCGGCGGUCAAGGCUCGCUCCAGCCACAAGUUGCAUGUGGCGGAGGUGGAGCCGCGUGCCCACUCCCCGGACAUUGCCCAGCAGUUCUUCAGGCCACUAAAGCUGAGUCCCGUGGGCACGGAACUGAAGCCGCCCAUGUACCGCUCGCCGCUGGACUACUCCACCUCCUCGUCGGGCGGGGGGGCCACGAGCAAGCCGCGCAAGAGCCUCAACGACAUACGCAACACCUCGCCGUCGUUCCUCAGCAAGCGGUACGAGGUGCACGACUACAGCUCGGUGCCCAUGCGGUACAAGAGCUCCUCCAGUUCGAGUCCAAGCAACGGUGCCAUCGCCAGUGGCUACUACAAUACCUACAAUCCCAAGCGGCGCUCCUCCUACACGCUGAACGGCAGCCUGCCAACGGCCAGCAGCAGCAGUGCCGCCGGCAGCAGCCAUCUGGAUGGCUAUGCCACCCUGGGGCGACGUUCCAUUCGGCCGUACGAUCAUCGGACGAUGUCGCUGCUCGAGCCACCAACAACCAGCAGCAGCAGUGCUGCUGGCAGCAGCGCCUAUCAGAGAAGAGAAGCACGCACUCCUGUGCGGGACUAUACCUCCAGCAUUUCACGGUCCGGAUCUCGUUACCGCACUUCUUCGGCGACGCGCAGUCCGACAAACAUUUGAUGUACCACACCGCAGAAUGGCUUCUGCAUUUUCUGCUA
Molecule: messenger RNA, 9376 nt
Organism: Drosophila obscura
Lineage: Eukaryota; Metazoa; Arthropoda; Insecta; Diptera; Drosophilidae
Gene: Nuak1
Product: serine/threonine-protein kinase par-1
Exons: 16
Coding region: 756-9338 (2860 amino acids)
Biological process (GO): microtubule cytoskeleton organization; protein phosphorylation; intracellular signal transduction
Cellular component (GO): cytoplasm
Molecular function (GO): tau-protein kinase activity; ATP binding; structural molecule activity
Source: RefSeq, a predicted model, not a curated record